AAGAAUGUUUCGGGCCCAAGAUGCGACAUCUGUGCCAUGCGCGCCUUGGGCUUGUGGUUUCAGCCUGUGCUCAGUCGCGUGAUUUGGAACGACGGGUUCUGUGACCUGGUGCUUUUGCAUGGCAACCAGUCACUCACCCUCCACGCCCGCACCUUUCGGCACUUUGAGAAAUCCGAGAGCGAGGUCCAAGUGGCGCGGAAGGGCGUUCCCGGAGCGCUGUGGCGCUUCGAAGCCACAGCUGGCACUGGCGCUGUCCGCAUCCCCCUGCACGGUGAUGGCUGGGACUGUUCCCAGGUCCAGCCGAGAGCGGCCGGGGCCGGGGCCUGGGCCGGCGCCUGGCUGGUCCUGGUGGGGUCCUUGCUGGCGAUCACAGCCUCGGCCUCCCACUCCAAGCACUCGUCCAAGCUGGAAACUUUGGCUUGGGCCAGCGUCGCAGCCUUCUACUACGUUUACGGAGCCCUCGAGGUCUUCAAGCUGAGCACCGAGUACCAGCAAUACUGCACAGAGGUGCUGGGUGGUGAUAGGUUAUGCGGAUUGCACAAGGUACCGUUUCUCUCAUCGAUGUUUGGUGGACGCCGAUGGGACAAGAAGGACUUCCAAACCAGGGACUUGGUUGCCAGCUUUCCCUUGAUAUUGGCUUUUGCUGUUGGCUAUGUGUUGGUGAAGGCGGUGUCGCGGCGGUUAAAGCUUGAAGUUGUGGCCACGCUGGCGAUGGGCAUCGGCUAUGUGGUGGUGCUGCACGAGUUCACCAUUCUGCUGCCCAUGACCUACUCCGCAGCGAAUUAUGGCCUCACGCGCUGGCUCCUGCGAGCGAGCGGAGCCUCAGCGAGGCGGCUGGUCCCAGCGGUGUGGCUGCUGGCGCUGGCGGGUAUGGCCAUGGCUGGCAGAGAGCUGACGCUGGCGCAGCUCCUCUCAGGCCUUGGCCGGGGCCUCCCAUGGGCCCCAUGGGCCCCAUCAAGCUGGAUUCGCUGGAUGGACCGCUUCCGAGGGGAGCUCUUCUGGGCGAGCGUUUUCCGGUUCUGGGUGCUGAGAUGCCUCAGCUGGAGCCUCGACCUGCACCGUGCAUACCAGGCCCAAGGCGACCAAGGCGACCAAGGCGACCAAGGCGACCAAGGCGACCAAGGCGACCAAGGCGACCAAGGCGACCAAGGCGACCAAGGCGACCAAGGCGACCAAGGCAAAGGCCCUGAAACUGCCAGCAAUCAAAGCGACUACGAGGACCGGGUCAAGCAGAACCGCCCCCUGAGAGACUACUACAGUCUGCAGCUCUAUUUUGCAUAUUUGCUUUAUCCCCCGCUCUACAUGACAGGUCCCAUCAUUACCUUUAAUUCCUUUGCCUCUUACAUGCAGAAACCUCAGACGGAGAUACGUGGCACCGCUUUGGGCAUGUUUUGGGCAAGGUGGUUGAUAAACACCUUCCUCUUUGUAGCGUUCGGCCACUUUCUGUACACGUCAGCCAUCGCCAUCAAUGGCCCACAUGUCCUCGUGCGGGGCUUCAACGCCGUGGUUUUUGACCACCUCAUGAACUUCGGGCAAGAUGGCGAAAGGAUGAUUUGGUUCUCCUUCUGGAGCCUCUUGGGGCUUUGGUUCAAGUUCCUAGCAAUUUGGAGGUUUGCACGUGGCUGGGCGCUCUUGGAUGGUGUGGCACCUCUCGAGAACAUGGAGCGCUGCAUGUGCAACAACUUCUCGGUGCGUGACUUUUGGCGCGGUUGGCACCGGAGUUUCAACCGAUGGCUGGUGCGCUACGUCUACGUGCCCCUUGGGGGGUCUGCUUCGCUCUGGCGCCAGGCGCUGGCCACUCUGCUGGUCUUCAGCUUCGUGGCGUUUUGGCACGAGCCCAGCGUGUUGUUUCGCUUCAACGCCCAGGAGAGGCGGUUGCUCGCCUGGGGGUGGCUGCUGGCCCUCUUCGUGCUGCCCGAGAUGCUGGUGGAGCGUUGGUGCCAGCGACCCGCGCCCCAGGCGUUCCUUCGCCGCUGGCCUUUGCUGACGCGGCACCUGAGAGCACUGGCUGGGGCCUUCUGCAUAGAGAUGCUGAUUCUGGCCAACCUGGUGGGCUACUCCUAUGGCUUGCAGGGGGCAGAGUACCUCUUGGCCUGCGGGAACGAGAAGCUGUUCCUCGUGUCCUUCGCAGCUUGGCUCUGUGCAAAGACACAGCUGAUGCUCAUGAUCCGGGUGGCAGUGAAGCAAAUCAAUGACAUGGACAAGUCCAGCUCAGAGACGGAUCAGCGUGCGUUUGAGCGCGAAGUUGCCGUUCUCAUGAGGACGUGCCAUGAGCAUUUGGUGAAGUUUUUAGGGAUCUCAUCCAUGCAGAGGCCCUUCCGAAUCAUCACGGAGUACUGUGCCGGAGGCACAGUCUUCUCGUUGCUGCACAACCAAGAGGUGGCGCUGGUGUGGCCACAAAAGCUACGAAUUUGCGUGGAUGUUGCAAAAGCCAUGCGCUACCUGCACGAGUUCAACCCACAGGUUAUCCACAGAGACCUGAAAUCGUUGAAUUUGCUCCUGGUGAACCCGGUGAACACCCAGUCAGACAUCCCAUUCACAAAGGUCUCGGACUUUGGGCUGGCGAGGAUCAAGUGGCAGGCACCGGACUCCACUUGGGGCAAGAUGACCAGGGCUGCCGGGACGUGCCACUGGAUGGCGCCGGAAGUCUUCGUGAGUCACACCUAUGACGAAAAGGUGGACUUGUACUCGUACGCCAUGAUCCUUUUCGAGGUGAUUUGCCAGGAGAUUCCCUUCGAGGAUCAGAAUCCUGCGGACAUUGGUCGUUUGGCAGUGAAAGGCUGCCGCCGCGCCCUGAGCUCGAAAGCACUACAGGAUUUUGUUCCCGUCAGGGUUUCUGCUCCAGCUCCGGAGGUGCAAAUGUUCUAG
Messenger RNA from Effrenium voratum, 2868 nucleotides. The record is from the annotation of a GenBank genome assembly. Lineage: Eukaryota; Dinophyceae; Suessiales; Symbiodiniaceae.